GGAAUUUGAGAGUGGCGAUUGAAGUUUGGGACUUGGUGUCCUUGCAGGUCCAAGUGAAAGCGGAAGGAAGGAGUAACUUGUUGUCCGCACAGAGAACAAAAGCAAGCUCCUCUGUUUUUGUUUUAUAUAUACUUUUAGGUGUUCUGCGAUCCCACCAAACCAAUUUUAGAAUCUCUUGGUUUUGGAAUUGGAAGAUGAGGACUUGACUGCGUCUGCGUCUGUGUCUCAAGUGGUUUGAUUAAGGAGUAAACUGGUAUGGGUUGUUUUUCGUGUUUCGAUUCGAGGGAGGAUGAGAAGCUCAAUCCCAAUCCUGAGCGGGAAAUCCAUCAUCACGAUAAUGAUCAUCAUAAGUUCCCCGACCCCCCUCACAUGUCCCGAUUGCCUUCUGCAUCUGCCUCUGCCUCUGCCUCUGGAGCAGACAAGCUACGCUCAACGAGUAAUAGUAAUGGGAACGGGGCCUCCAAAAGGGAAUUGGCUUCUCUCAAGGAUGGACCAGCUGUUCAAAUUGCCGCUCAAACUUUUACUUUCCGUGAACUUGCCGCCGCAACCAAAAACUUCAGGCCUCAGUCCUUUAUAGGGGAAGGUGGUUUCGGAAGGGUCUACAAGGGCCGCCUUGAAACUACGGGUCAGGUUGUUGCUGUUAAACAGUUAGAUAGAAAUGGCCUCCAGGGUAAUCGGGAAUUCCUUGUGGAGGUUCUCAUGCUCAGUCUUCUACACCACCCUAAUCUUGUAAAUCUCAUUGGAUACUGUGCAGAUGGAGACCAACGCCUCUUAGUUUAUGAAUUUAUGCCUUUGGGAUCAUUGGAAGACCACCUUCAUGAUCUUCCCCCUGACAAGGAGCCAUUAGAUUGGAACACCAGGAUGAAAAUUGCUGCUGGAGCGGCAAAAGGAUUGGAAUACCUUCAUGACAAAGCAAAUCCUCCCGUCAUUUAUAGAGACUUCAAAUCAUCUAAUAUAUUACUUGACGAAGGUUUUCAUCCAAAGCUUUCAGACUUUGGGCUUGCAAAGCUUGGUCCUGUUGGAGAUAAAUCACACGUUUCCACCCGGGUCAUGGGAACUUAUGGUUACUGUGCUCCUGAAUAUGCUAUGACUGGACAACUGACUGUGAAGUCUGAUGUAUAUAGUUUUGGGGUAGUGUUCUUGGAGCUGAUUACUGGCCGCAAAGCUAUUGACAGCACCCGGCCCCACGGAGAACAAAACCUUGUCACAUGGGCACGUCCGCUGUUCAAUGACCGCAGGAAGUUUCCGAAGUUAGCAGAUCCACAGCUGCAAGGGCGGUAUCCCAUGCGGGGUCUUUACCAAGCUCUAGCUGUGGCAUCAAUGUGCAUUCAAGAACAGGCAGCAGCACGUCCUCUAAUUGGGGAUGUGGUGACGGCACUCUCUUUUCUGGCUAACCAAGCAUAUGACCAUAACAAUGCUGGGCAUGGUUAUCGGGGAACCGGGGAUGAUAAAAGGAACAGAGAUGAUAAAGGUGGAAGAAUAUUGAAAAAUGAUGACGGUGGAGGAUCCGGACGCAGAUGGGAUUUGGAAGGAUCUGAGAAAGAUGACUCCCCACGUGAAACUGCAAGGAUGCUAAACAGGGAUCUUGAUAGAGAACGAGCCGUUGCUGAAGCCAAGAUGUGGGGUGAAAACUGGAGAGAAAAAAGAAGACAAAGUGCCCAGGGCAGUUUUGAUGGCUCAAAUGCCUAGUCUCCAUUGUGCCAUUCCCAUCACCCCGUUCUGUGUCUUGCCUGCGCCCAUGCAAUGCCAGAUGGAUAAAUUUUGGGAGCUUCGUACUUCAUAAAGCUGCUCUAGGACUGCUCUGCAUGACCUUGUUUAGAAUUUGUUGCAGUGGCCAUUCUGAACUGGGUACCAAAAUCUUUUCUAACUUAGCCUUUUAUGCACUUUAUUUUCCUUUAUGUAUUUUUCAUUUACCUCCUGCACACGGGCAUAUUGGAGCUGGAGAGUGUACAUUGUUCACUACGGCUGGGAGGUCAAGUUAUGAGGACUGAAGUUUUUGGAAAAUACCGCAGUUUAAUAUACUUGUUCCAACUCGUUUUAGUAGACUCUCCUUCUAAAAUGCGAGAAUUCAAGAUUCUUUGUAAUGUCUUCGUGGUGAUCUCAGCAGUUAGCAAUGAACUUUUAUAUAACCACCUUGCAAUUGCGUUUAACUUUUUUUAAAUAAGUCUCUCAAAUUCUCAUAUAAUAUUCUUUUUACAAAAUAGUUUAUCUUAUCUUUUAUUUAAUUUCUUAUUUUAGGAUAAUCAAAUAAAGAAUGUAUGUUAUUUAUGAAAAUUAAAUAUAAGGUGUGAUAAUUAGACAAACCAAAUAAAAUUUUUAUAAUAUUUAAAGGAACCAAUUGAAAAACAAAGAUCACAAAAAGACAUAUGAUAUAUAUAAUUAUGAAGGAAUUGUUUAAAAAAUAAAGAUAAAUAAAAUCUUGGUUAAGCCAAUUAAAUUUUCAAAUUAUAGUGUUGACCACAAAAUUCAUUAAAAAGCCAAGGUGGGUCUAGCUUGUAGACAUCACGGCCCAUGAAUCAGAACACCAGUGGGACAUUUUUGUACUUCAAAAGAAACGGUACAAGAGGAGUGGUGUGGCUCAUAUAUCUUUCUCUCCUGAUCCGAGGGUUUUGGCGGGAAUAGGAGUGAAUCGACGGCCAUGGCGGAGAGCCACACUCAUAACAACGAUCCCUACGCCUUCCUAUUGGAGCUUUCCCGCAUAUCAAUGUCCCAGGAGAAACUAUUGAACCACACUCCUUUUGUCGGAGAAGACACUCUUAACUCACAGGAGACUGAGGAUGAUGUCCCCCAAGACGUUUUCCACACGCCGCCGGAGGAGUCCUCGCCCCCCUCUUCGGAAGAUUUAGGAAGGAAUUCCGAGUUAGGGGUUUCGGGGUGCACGCGAGGCAAACGCCAGUUCGAUGAUUGGGGGGUUUUGAAAAGGGGAUUGUCUGAUUUAGGUGAGCCGUCGGUGAAUAAAUCGAAACUUUCGGAACCCAGUUUAGGUUUUGAUUCUGACAAAUUGGUUGAGGGGAACAGGUCUGUAGAAGCUUCUGGAAUGCGUCAGGCACAAGGUCUGCGUGUGUUGCCGCCCUCAUUGCGUGGUCGUUUGGAGAAUGCGGCAAGCGGGAAGGGUCAGGGCCGGGAGGAAAAUCAGAUUCCUGUUUUUAAUGCAUUGAAACUUUUCUCGAAGAAUAGUCGUGAAGAUGACGAUAUUCUUGAUAGUCUCACUUUGUUCCAAGUUGCAAAGCGUCGUGGUAUUACUUUUCCUCGUCCAAGGUGGUGGCCCGACGGGGAUAACUUCAACCCACAGGAAUAGAAUAGUGUAAACAAACCCUUUUUUUGUUUCUUUUGGAACGGAGUUUGGUAGAAAUCCACACUUUUUUGCUUUGUAAAAACUUCUGUUGUAAUGUCGUGUUUUUUUAAACUCCUUUUAGGCUCGAUUUCUUUUUCUUCUGCGAGGAAAUGCCGUUUGUUCUUCACUAGAUUUCUGCUAUGUAUGGUUUCGGUUGUCGUUUGUAUGUCUCUUGUAAUUGUGGCCUAAACCUUGAAUGACGAUCACUAACCUCGUAUUUG
Abrus precatorius (Indian licorice) is the source of this 3555-nucleotide messenger RNA. RefSeq names its product serine/threonine-protein kinase PBS1-like. Bases 256 to 1689 code for a protein of 477 amino acids. Lineage: Eukaryota; Viridiplantae; Streptophyta; Magnoliopsida; Fabales; Fabaceae. The record is from RefSeq and is a predicted model, not a curated record. The transcript has 5 exons. Gene Ontology annotation, biological process: protein phosphorylation. Gene Ontology annotation, molecular function: protein kinase activity; ATP binding.